Molecule: messenger RNA, 1809 nt
Organism: Sabethes cyaneus
Lineage: Eukaryota; Metazoa; Arthropoda; Insecta; Diptera; Culicidae
Gene: br
Product: broad-complex core protein
Exons: 7
Coding region: 1-1809 (602 amino acids)
Biological process (GO): regulation of transcription by RNA polymerase II
Cellular component (GO): nucleus
Molecular function (GO): protein binding
Source: RefSeq, a predicted model, not a curated record
AUGGUAGACACACAGCAUUUUUGUUUACGAUGGAACAACUAUCAAAGCAGUAUAACAUCUGCUUUUGAAAAUCUACGAGAUGAUGAAGACUUUGUCGAUGUGACACUUGCUUGCGAUGGACGAAGCCUCAAAGCACACCGCGUCGUCCUGUCAGCAUGCAGUCCCUACUUUAGAGAACUGCUCAAGAGUACGCCCUGCAAGCAUCCCGUAAUAGUACUUCAGGAUGUAGCAUUCACAGAUCUCCAUGCGCUCGUGGAGUUCAUUUACCACGGCGAGGUGAAUGUUCAUCAACGAUCGCUUAGCUCUUUUUUGAAAACCGCAGAAGUGCUGAGAGUGUCUGGACUGACACAACAACAGGCUGACGAAACUCAUAAUUUAGCACAAGUACAAACACCCACGGGCUCUGACAGCCGAACACCAGUAGGUCAUCACCAUCCCAGUUAUACGGACAAAUUAGUAGAGGAUGCAUUGUUUGCCCAAAACGUGCCGCCUUCGUCACAUUUGAAUAAUCUUCACCACUCUCCUGCAGCGCACGGCGGAUCCACAGUAAACCAAUUACUUAGGAGAGCGGCAGCCGCAGCCGCGUUACGACGCGAGCGAAACAAUUCCAAUCAAUCUGAUGAGCUUUCACUAAAACGCCAUCGAAUGUCAACAGAGAACAAUAUGCUGGGCAAUAAUAACAACUUAGAUGUAGCGAGUCACAUGCCGCAAAUUACUGCAACGGAUUUUUCCACAACUAUGAAGACAAACAGCAGUACUCCGCUCUCUCCGCAUAUUAAAGAACAACAUCGACAUGAGAGCAAUAAAACACCCAAUGGUAACAAUAAUAACAGUAUAAAUAUCAACAACAAUACGAACAAUUUGAAUAAUAACAACAGCAACAACAAUCUAAACACUCAUAGUAAAGAGAACCCAUCCUCAGAGCCGUUGACCGGCAGUCUGGGCAGUAUAGCCACCAACGGAGGAAGUUUAGGUUCGAAUACCGACAAAGAAAGCCUUACUCCAUCACCGUCUGUACGCUCCAAUGACGAUGUUAAAUCGGAACCCAUGGAGUUAGUGUGCAGUUCCAACGUUGAACAUGAAAACAGUUCCGAUUCAAUCAUCGAUGAGCCACAUGGCAUCCAGCAUCCAGCAGAUAUUAAGAGAUCAAUCAGCUCUCCUCAUGAGGAUGAAAUGGAUAACAGCAUACAUUCCCACACGGCUCCUCCCUUCUUGAUAUCACCUGGAGAUAACAAAUUAUUUGCGCCGCCAGGAUCAUUCAAUUUCUCCAUGGCUGCACUUGCGGCGGACCCAACAGCCCUUGCAGGAUUCAACACGCAGGCACUUCAAGCUGCAGAACUUGCUGGUUCGCCACAAGGUAUGAGCUCGGGACGACCAUCAUCUCCAUCGGACAUGAAUCACGGCAACAGCAGUGGAGUGAACAGGUUGACACUACCGCUACCGCUAACUGCGUGCCAUCGCUGUGACGUUUGCGGUAAAUUGUUAAGUACAAAACUGACUCUCAAGCGGCAUAAGGAGCAACAACAUCUUCAACCGCUGAACAAUGCUGUAUGCAAUCUAUGCCACAAGGUUUUUCGCACUCUAAACAGUCUAAAUAACCACAAGAGCAUUUACCACCGCAGACAAAAACUGCUUCACCAUCACCACCAGCAUCACAGCCAACAUCCGUUUGCAUCAGUAGCUGCUGCUGCAGCAGCAGCUGGUGCAGCCAGUCCGCUUCAUCAUCCAUCGCCGCAUAUUUUGCUGGGCGACACAAGCGGUGCUGGCUGUGAUCUAAAGCAUAAUAUGGCGAAAUUGGAAUUUCUCUAA